AUGAGUGCUGUUGACUAUCUGCUCGCCUGCUCCGACAGUCCGUACGAGAUAAUCGUAUUGACCGAAACCUGGCUUGACAAUCGUACGUGCUCUCGGCAGAUAUUUGGGCCUAAUUAUGAGGUGUUCCGUUGCGACCGCAGCAUACACAAUAGUCGCAAAAGCACAGGAGGUGGCGUCUCGAUAGCAGUCCAUCACCAGUUCAAAGCGUCUAUCGUCGAAAAUGACAACUGGCUGCCCGUCGAGCAAGUGUGGGUGACGGUAAAGCUUGCAGACCGGAGGCUGUUCUUGUGUGCACUAUAUCUGCCUCCUGAUCGCAUCCGUGAACCCGUUAUUUUGAAUGCUCAUAUGAAUUCAGUUACUGCAAUAGCUUCAAUGGCGUCUCCAGUAGACGAGAUAAUAGUUAUGGGCGAUUUCAAACUGCCUGGGUUAAAGUGGCGCGGACGAGGCAAUGGUUUCAUGUACGUUGACUCUAUCUCGUCGUCUCUAUCCCCACUCACUAACGAGUUACUCGACUGCUACAGCACUGCCACCAUGCAACAAGUUAACAACAUUGCUAACGAAAACGGUCGCUUUCUCGAUUUAUGCUUUGCUAGUGUGCAAGUUCAGGCUCCCGAAAUAGCGAUGGCUCCUUCCCCUCUAGUUAAGGACGUUCCACAUCAUCCACCCUUGCUGGUUACUAUCCGUCAACAAAUACAUCUUGACGUGACUAGUGCACCACCGAUCGUCUACUAUGAUUUCGCCCGUGCGGACUUCAGGGAAAUCCAAAGAACCCUGACUAGCAUCAAUUGGGAUGCAGUUUUGGACAAGGAUGAUGUUAAUUCUGCCGCAAUGACUUUCUCCAACAUCCUGAACUACGCUAUCGAUCGACAUGUCCCAAAAAGAACCAUGCCCGCUCUGAAGCAGAUACCCUGGGUAAACGCUAUAUUACGACGUCUGAAAUCCGAGAGAAAGAUCGCUCUCAAGAAAUUUUCAAAAUAUCGAACAUUGCCACUCCGUAACCACUACUUGUCGAUCAACACGCGUUACAAACGAUUGAGUCGCUCCUGUUUCCGGAAUUACCUGAGCAACAUCGAACGUAGACUGAAAAGGAAUCCCAAAUCCUUUUGGAAGCACGUCAACGAGCAGCGGAAGGACAACGGGCUUCCUUCGGUAAUGUUCCUGGGUAGUGAAACUGCCAGUAACACAGAACAGAUUUCCCAACUAUUCGCGCGGAAAUUCUCCAGCGUAUUUACUGACGAAAGAUUGACAAGAGAAGAAAUUUCCGCAGCCAUCCAGUGCGUCCCCGUACUUAGCAAUUGCUUAACUCACCUUUCCAUCGACGACGCGAUGGUCAUAUCAGCCGCCGCGAAGCUAAAAUCCUCUCGUUCUUCUGGACCGGAUGGUAUUCCGUCUGUUCUGCUGAAACAGUGUAUCAACGCCUUGGCUGCUCCGAUGAACCACCUGUUCAGUUUAUCAAUCAUAGCUACACGUGACGGAGAUGACAGCCCCGCGGGUGCGGCCACCUGUGAGGAAAGAUGCGGACGACUGCCGCCGGAUGAUGGUGUUGCCGGUGACGACGACGACGACGACGACGACGACGACUACGACCGAGCACGGCAGCGGCAUUUCACAUAA
Molecule: messenger RNA, 1614 nt
Organism: Sabethes cyaneus
Lineage: Eukaryota; Metazoa; Arthropoda; Insecta; Diptera; Culicidae
Exons: 2
Coding region: 1-1614 (537 amino acids)
Source: RefSeq, a predicted model, not a curated record